AUGGCUACUGAGGAGCCCAUGCUCAUGCGAAUCCCUCCGGAGAUUCGCAUGCUGAUAUACGAAUACCUGCUCGACAAUGGCGGGAACAGAGAUAUCGCGAUCCGGAAUCAAUCGAAGUGCGAGUACCAGGCUCGCCGCUCAAAGUGCCAACGGUCUGCCUACCACAUCGUGGAGCGGUCGUUUGCCAAGAUGUCAUACGAAACAACAUACUGCGCCGACGCCGAAACCGAUCGAGCGAUGCACACGGCGGUCAUGCACAUCAACAGAAAAAUCCGGGAAGAGGCGUCCCAUUUUCUGUACACAAGACACGCCUUCCACUUUGGCGAGGACCUGGAGGCCGUGGUGCCUUUCCUCGCUGAUAAGACACCACGCACUAGGGACUUAGUUCGAGAGAUCAGUCUCUACAAGCGCAGCCCAACCAAUACUGUUGAGCCAGACUCAUAUGACUGGUCUUCAGUCUGUCGCUUCCUCCGAAAUUUGCAGGGCUUGGAUAAGUUGACUCUCGUCAUCGAAGGUGCCCGGCCAAGAGGGCCGUGGGAUGGGCCGCAGAGUCUGACUGUUUCCGACUUUCGGCUGCUGUAUACGACUAGACACGACAGCCUCGAGUGGGCGCGAGAGCUGGCGUCUGUCAAGACGAUCAAGGAGGUGGAGAUUGUUGCGGAUAUUCACCACCUGCCGCACCCUCAGUCAAACAUGAUGCUGGUCCUAGCCGCAUUCUCAGCGUCGAUUGAGACGUCGCUGGUGGAUUUCCUUCGAGAUGAUUUGGGUAUUCCUGCGCGAGUUGGAAAAGCAAAGUAUUGUGGUACGGGUGCUUUUGGGCGGUCGAAGAACUGUCAACGGAACGGGUGUCUGACAAGUUGA
Fusarium keratoplasticum is the source of this 861-nucleotide messenger RNA. RefSeq lists its product as uncharacterized. The transcript has a single exon. Bases 1 to 861 code for a protein of 286 amino acids. The record is from RefSeq and is a predicted model, not a curated record. NCBI's taxonomy places the organism in Eukaryota, Fungi, Ascomycota, Sordariomycetes, Hypocreales, Nectriaceae.